AUGGCUCUGACCCUUACAAGUUGGCAUAGGCCAUGGCAUGGUUUUGAUGUUUUGCACCAUGCCAAGGCAAGCCAAGAGUGCUUGGGAGGCGCACUAGACAAGGUCGGAAGACAUGUGUCUUGGGCUGGAGUUUGGCAGCCAAGACAUGGCAGCAUGUGCAGCGCAGCGCGCAAGGGGCAGCGUAUGUCGACAGAUCGUGGGCUGUUGCGUGGGCAGUUGCAUGGGCUGGUGCGUGGGCAGUUUGGCUGGCAGAUUGUGCGCAUGGUGCUGGCAGUUCGUGCAGGCAGAUUGUGCUCAUGGUGCUGGCAGAUUGUGCAAGCAGUUGGCUUGCAUGAUGCGCAACGCACGCGGGCAGGUUGCUGGCAGAUUGGCUGGACGUGGCAGUUUACUUAA
Prunus armeniaca (apricot) is the source of this 393-nucleotide messenger RNA. The record is from the annotation of a GenBank genome assembly. Lineage: Eukaryota; Viridiplantae; Streptophyta; Magnoliopsida; Rosales; Rosaceae.